This is a messenger RNA of Gymnodraco acuticeps, 2478 nucleotides long. RefSeq names its product glutamate receptor, ionotropic, N-methyl D-aspartate-associated protein 1b (glutamate binding) (gene grinab). Gene Ontology annotation, cellular component: endoplasmic reticulum; Golgi apparatus; membrane. Gene Ontology annotation, biological process: negative regulation of apoptotic signaling pathway. The transcript has 7 exons. The record is from RefSeq and is a predicted model, not a curated record. Bases 234 to 1829 code for a protein of 531 amino acids. NCBI's taxonomy places the organism in Eukaryota, Metazoa, Chordata, Actinopteri, Perciformes, Bathydraconidae.
GAAAGAUUUUAUUGCUGGUGUCACACAAAGUCAUUUCUACCAACAAUUAAAUUUGUCCUGAACGCAACAUUCCGCAUCCUGGGGGCGGAGAGGUAACAGCAGUUUACUGGCAGUGACCGAAAAAGUGGUGCAGAACCUGCGGAAAAAACACUCAAAUAAUUUUGGGGGAGCCCAACUGGGAUUGACACUUUGAUCGCAGGCAUUCGGGUCUGUGCUCCCGAUCCAAGCCAGAGAUGAGCAGCGAGAAGACUGCAUACGCUCCGGUGGGGGGGAUGCCUUCUCCGCCCUCGCUUCCCGGCCAGCCAGCGUUCCCUGCUGGAUUUGACAUGAAUAUGCCGGGCCAAAACAUGUUCGGAGCCCCUGCCCAUGGGGGUGGUUUCCCUGCUCCUACUGGGUUCCUUGGGCCUUCUCCUGGUGAUUUUCACGGCUCUGGUGGUGUUCCUGCUGCUGGUGGUUUCAAUGCUCCUGGUGGUUUCAAUGCUCCUGGUGGUGUUCCUGCUCCUGGUGGUUUCAAUGCUCCUGGUGGUUUCAAUGCUCCUGGUGGGUUCGAUGCUCCUGGUGGGUUCAAUGCUCCUGGUGGUUUCAAUGCUCCUGGUGGGUUCGAUGCUCCUGGUGGGUUCAAUGCUCCUGGUGGGUUCGAUGCUCCUGGUGGGUUCAAUGCUCCUGGUGCUUUCGAUGCUCCUGGUGGGUUCGAUGCUCCUGGUGGGUUCAAUGCUCCUGGUGGUUUCAAUGCUCCUGGUGGGUUCGAUGCUCCUGGUGGGUUCAAUGCUCCUGGUGGUUUCAAUGCUCCUGGUGGGUUCGAUGCUCCUGGUGGUUUCAAUGCUCCUGGUGGCUUCAAUGCUCCUGGUGGGUUCAAUGCUCCUGGUGGUUUCAAUGCUCCUGGUGGGUUCAAUGCUCCUGGUGGUGUUCCUGCUGCUGAUGGUUUCUCUGCUCCUGGGGGUUUCCCUGCUCCCGGUGGUCUCCCUUUCCCCCCACCGACUGCUUUCGGGCCAGGUGUUCCUGGAGCUUUUGGAAUGAAACCCCAAGAUGGUCCAGGAUAUGGAGGCAAACCCUCACCAUAUUCUCCUCCAGGCCCAGGGUCUAAUGGAAACUUCAAUGAUAAUGCUUACCAUAGCGAGGAAGAGCCACCACCCUUUCAUGAGAAUCAAGAAUUUGAUUUUGGAUUAGAUAACAAGAGCAUAAGACGAGCCUUCAUUCGAAAGGUGUUCUUGGUGUUGACUGCUCAGCUGAUGGUGACGUUCGCCUUUGUGGCUGUUUUCACUUUUGUGAAGGAAGUCAAGGUUUUUGUCAUGGUGAACACCUGGACCUACCUUGUGUCCUAUGUCAUAUUCUUUGUGUCGCUGUGUGUGAUCAGCUGCUGUGGAAGCGUUCGCCGAAGACAUCCUUGGAACCUGGUUGCAUUAUCUGUCCUGACUCUCAGCAUGUCCUACAUGGUGGGAAUGAUUUCAAGCUUCCAUGACACCGAUACAGUCGUCAUGGCAGUGGGCAUCACAGCCGUCGUGUGCUUCACUGUGGUCAUCUUCUCCAUGCAGACCAAGUACGAUUUCACUUCCUGUUACGGGGUGCUUUUCGUCUGCUUAAUUGUCCUGUUGAUCUUCGGCAUCCUCUGCAUCUUCAUUCGUGACAGGAUUUUGCACAUUGUGUAUGCUGGACUGGGAGCUUUGCUCUUCACCUGUUUCCUGGCGGUGGACACACAGCUGCUGCUGGGCAACAAGGAAUUGUCCCUGAGUCCAGAGGAAUAUAUCUUUGCUGCUCUCAACCUGUACAUGGACAUCAUCAACAUCUUCCUGUAUAUUCUUGCUAUCAUUGGAAGAGCAAGGGGAAGCUGAGCUGGACCAACAACAGUUUAAAAUUCUGCUGAAAAUCGCUUUGAGUUUGUGUCUAGCAGUGCUUUACCUAUAUCCUGAUUUUAAUUUAGUCUUGUAGUGUACUUUGAUCACAUAGUUUGAAAAUGUUUUGCUUCACCCAAUGUAAAUGUUUUUUUUUAUUUUUUAUUAUAUAGAUUGUCUUUGCUGUAGUUUGGGGGUUCAUUAACACUUUAUGAGCUAUUGAGUGUGUUGUACAAAACUUGAUUAUGACAUAUAAAAUCAACUGUAUACAUAUUUGGCUCUAGACGUCACACAGCCUUCAUCAGCAGAAGUAGUUUAAUAAAGAUCUUGUUAUGUGGUUAAAACUUUGGAAAAAGACAGUGAAGUGGAUUUUGAGUUGUGAUUAUUUGUUGAAUAAACUUUUCCAGGGUUAAAUGUACCUGUGUAACCUAUAAGCCAGCAGCUUAAAAAAGCUAUAAAAAAAGGGAGUGUAUGAAAACAUACCAGUUGCUUAACUUGCAUGUCAAUAGAUGCAUCACCAUGGCAACUGAGUAAAAGCUGCUGAAGAUUACAUAUCUAGAUAAUGUAAGUCAUCAGACCCUGGGUUUUUGUGAAACUAAGAUACAGAAUGACCUGCAAUGCUAUAUAUAAAGUUAUUUUAUAAACCUGA